This is a messenger RNA of Aricia agestis (brown argus), 2672 nucleotides long. Its product is annotated as mitoguardin. Gene Ontology annotation, biological process: mitochondrial fusion. The record is from RefSeq and is a predicted model, not a curated record. The coding region runs from base 250 to 2163 and encodes 637 amino acids. The transcript has 11 exons. NCBI's taxonomy places the organism in Eukaryota, Metazoa, Arthropoda, Insecta, Lepidoptera, Lycaenidae.
AGUCCCUUCCAUGGACCAUAAUCAUUGUUCAGUCCUCCUUUUAUGUCUAUGUCGGGACGCUAUUCGAUAAAAUGUCCAAUGGAAACUAAACGUCAUUGCAGCAGUCGCCAUUACAUAUACAAAUCACUAUUAAUUUGUGAUCUUGAAAGAAAUUGCUAUUGUCAAAAUGAAGCGGGUAAUUUAAUUGUAAUUUGAAGAUAAUUGUUGCCGAUUAUUAAAAAUUUGGCAGUCUGGAAACAACAUUAAAAGAUGGCGCCUCCACGAAAAAUAUUGAGACAGCAGUUGGAGAUACUGAUAGACUUUAUAGAAGCCAACAAGGACAUGUCCAAAGGGUUCCCUCCUGGGCCGCGGAUCGCGCACCAGGGAACCAAGCACAAGUGGGCCGUGCUCGCCAAGAAACUCAACGCUGUGCCAUCUGGGGUCUUUAAGGCCCCCGAUCACUGGAAAAAGUAUUGGUUCGAGUGGCGACACAAGUGCCGGAAGAAAGCCGCGAACGCCAAAAGGAAACAGUUGUCUCCAGACGCGUCGACGUCCCAGCGAGCUGUGCCUUUGAACGACUUGGAGAUUCGCGUGCUAAAGGUCAAUGGGGAAGGUGCGGUGUCCGCCCCGGUAACGUCAUCAGAGCCAAUGGACACCUACGCCAAUGAUGAUUCUGACGCAGACCAGAAAAUGCAAGACGAUUAUACCUGGGAUAUUAAAACGCGACAGGACUCUAAAUACACAUCUUCAGAAACCGAAGGCAGAGCUGCUACACCUCCACCGAAAUGGGCUAUGCAACUAGAGGAACGGAGGCUCGCGUAUGAGGAACGGAUGGCCUCAGCCUUAGAGACCAUAGCGGCAACGAUGAAGAGACAAGAGGAGAGGAGAGGGAUGGCAGAGGAGAGGCUGUCGGACGCCAUGGCAAGCAUAGCCGGCAGCCUACAGGACAUCAACAGUGGUUUGCAAGAAGUCAUACAACACAUACACCAUAAUCAACCAGGUAUGGAGGCACUAGAGACGAGUAUAAACUACUGGGAGGACGCCCUAGCGGCGUUCUCGCUGGGGGCACGGGGCGGGGUGUCGGGCACCCUCGCGCUCACCUCGCCCGAGGAGGCGGAGUUCUGCCGGGAGAUACAGGACCUGCUGCAGAACGCGUACCUGCUACAGGAGCGCUGCGAGCUGCUGUUCCUGGACCAGCGGUCGGUGCUGUUCCGGUCUGAGAGCGGCGGCGGCGGCGGAGGCGGCGGGGAGGGCUCGUUCGGCCGCACGCGCCUGCUCUCCUCACACACCGCAUCAGACCACACCAAGAAGGAACACCACUCAAGCGCCGAGUCCUUCGCCUCCGCUGAGGAUCAGGUAGCAGAUUUGAGAGAAUUUGACGACCUGACGGAAUCACUACCGGAACUAGAGAAUUUAGAAUUGUAUCAGCAGGCUCUGAAAGAAUUCGAAUCUGGCAUUCCUUACAGGACUCUCCGCUCGGAUGUGGUAGGUUGUGCGUCAGAGGCGGAGUUUGCGUGCAAGCUGCACUGUCUGCGGCGCGGGCUGCGGCGCGUGUUCGCCGACCCGCACUCACGCAACUGGUUCGUAGACUCCGGCCGCCAGGUGCUCACUGACCUGCUGCUCUUCGCUGACAAGGAACCAAAGGAGUUCUUAGUUGCGUACGAGGAGAUGGUUUCAUGGACGUCCGACUUGGCCAACUGGAAUAUGAUCGAGAAGGAGCUCUCCAGUAAGGGAGUUAAAGUGGUGUCAUUCUACGACGUGGUGCUGGACUUCAUCCUGCUGGACGCGUUCGAGGACCUGGCGGCGCCGCCCGCCUCCGUGCUCGCCGUCGUCCGCAACCGCUGGCUCUCCGACGGCUUCAAGGAAAGCGCGCUGACGACCGCCGUGUGGUCGGUGAUAAAGGCGAAGCGGCGCUACCUGCAGUUCCCGGACGGGUUCAUGGCGCACUUCUACUCCAUCUCGGAGCACCUGCUGCCGGUGCUAGUGUGGGGGUUCCUGGGGCCGAGCGAGCGCCUGCGCGACGUCUGCGACACGUUCCAGGCGGAGAUCGUGGGCUUCAUCUCGGACCUGUUCAGCUUCCAUAAGUGCCGGUACACCACCGUCGAGGAGCUGGCCGAGGACAUCAUGCAACACGCGCGCUCCAGGAUCACCAACAUCACAGAUAAGCUCGCCGAACGCAACUAGGUGCCUGUACUCGUUGACAAUUAAUUUUAUAUACGUAUACGUAUGAGACGGUCGAAAUAUCUGUGUUACAUUUGAAUGGUUUAGGAGCUGUCGCGUUUCCGCUCCGUUCCAAAAGGACGUGCCCUAAUAGCAUUUAAAUCUGAUGGCCGUGUAAUCGCGUGCCAGUCGACAGAUAUUUUGUCUGUGUAGUAAAAUAAUAUCUCAAGCAAUAAGGAAGAAAUGUCAGCUGUAGUUGAGUUUCUAUUUAAGAAGUGGCAAAGUCUUUUUAAUAUUAUGUUACAUCAGAGGUGCUUAGAUUCUUACGUGUCAUUUGGACACCAAACUCAAAACCGUCCCUUUCCGAACGACCAACAUCAGAUUAUCAUAGUAUUGUAUUAUUUCUUAUGCCACCUCAGAUCAAAUAGAAAUGCAGUAAUGCCGUUUGUCAAAACUAAAGCCAGUACACGCAACGCACUUAUUUGUAAACACAUACGUCUGAAGGGGGUGACAGACGUGCGAGUAAGUACGCG